UUGUUUACCUGUCUGAUGUCUCAGGCAUAGAAGACUGAAACCACUGUGUGCCUGGAAGGAUAACUUUAAGAACGUGCAAGAUGGCAUCUGUGUUCCGGAGUGAAGAGAUGUGCCUGACUCAACUUUUCCUCCAGGUGGAGUCGGCAUAUUGCUGUGUGUCCGAACUUGGCGAGCUUGGUCUGGUUCAGUUUAGAGAUUUGAAUGUAAAUGUGAACAGCUUCCAAAGAAAGUUUGUGAAUGAAGUCCGAAGAUGUGAAUCUUUGGAAAGGAUCCUUCGUUUUCUAGAGAUUGAGAUGGGUGACGAGAUACAGCUUCAUAAGCCUGGAAAAUAUCCCGAGACGCCACUACCUCGGGAAAUGAUUGACUUAGAGGCAGUUUUGGAGAAAUUGGAAGGAGAGCUGCAGGAAGCCAACAAGAACCUGCAGACAUUGAAGCAGAACUUUCUAGAACUUACCGAACUAAAACAUCUCCUGAAGAAAACGCAGGACUUUUUUGAGACGGAAACCAACCUGCCUGAUGAUUUCUUCAAUGAAGACACCUCUGGGCUCUUAGAGUUAAGAAGCACCCCUGCAGCAGUUGCUGCCAAGCUUGGAUUCAUAGCUGGUGUGAUCAAGAGGGAAAGGAUGGUGCCAUUUGAACGCUUGCUUUGGAGAGCCUGCCGUGGGAACAUCUACUUGAGGUUCAGUGAAAUGGAUACUCUUCUGGAAGACCCAGUCACUAAAGAAGAGAUGAAAAAGAAUGUAUUCAUUAUUUUCUAUCAAGGAGAACAGCUCCGGCAGAAAAUCAAGAAGAUCUGUGAUGGGUUCCGUGCCACGGUCUACCCCUGCCCAGAAUCAGCUGCCGAACGUCGAGAGAUGGCCACUGGUGUGAACACAAGAAUUGAGGACUUGAACACAGUAAUCACCCAAACGGAAUCCCAUCGCCAAAGCCUAUUGAAAGAAGCAUCUGCUAACCUGUGGAGCUGGGGGAUCAAGGUGAAAAAAAUGAAGGCCAUCUAUCAUAUCCUGAAUUCUUGCAACAUUGAUGUCACCCAGCAGUGUGUCAUUGCCGAGAUCUGGUUCCCAGUGGCAGAUACAGGCAGGAUCAAAAGAGCUCUGAAUCAAGGGAUGGAACGUAGUGGAUCUACAAUUAAUCCAAUUCUGACUACUGUUCAUACCCAGAUGGCUCCUCCCACUUUUAACAGAACAAAUAAGUUCACAUCUGGUUUCCAGACCAUCGUAAAUGCCUAUGGUAUUGGAAAUUAUAGGGAGAUGAAUCCAGCCCCCUACACUAUUAUUACUUUCCCCUUUCUGUUUGCGGUGAUGUUCGGUGACUGCGGCCAUGGCACUGUCAUGCUGGCCUUUGCUCUCUGGAUGAUCAGCAAUGAAAAGGCACUUUUAGCUCAGAAGGGCGACAACGAGAUUUGGAACACGUUUUUCAGUGGCCGCUACCUGAUCCUGCUCAUGAGUAUCUUCUCCAUCUACACCGGCUUCAUCUACAAUGACUGCUUCUCCAAAUCGUUCAAUAUAUUUGGGUCUUCCUGGAGCGUCCGCCCCAUGUUCAACAAUGGUGUAUGGACGGAGAGUGAUAUGCACGGAGGUGGGGUAUUCCAGUUGAACGCCAAAUUGUCGGGAGUAUAUUCUGGAAACCCCUAUCCUUUUGGAAUUGAUCCGAUCUGGAACAUUGCAUACAACAAGCUAACGUUCUUGAACUCCUACAAAAUGAAGAUGUCUGUCAUCUUGGGGAUUUCACAGAUGGUCUUUGGGGUGAUCCUCAGCCUCUUCAACCACAUUUAUUUUAGGAGAACCAUCAACAUUAUCUUGCAGUUCAUUCCAGAGAUGAUCUUCAUCCUCUGCCUCUUCGGUUACCUCGUUUUCAUGAUCAUUUUUAAGUGGUGCCGGUACAACGCCCGUAGUGCCGAUGAUGCCCCAAGCAUCCUCAUCCACUUCAUCAACAUGUUCCUGUUUAGUUACGGUGACAAGACAAACCAUCCCCUCUAUGAGCAUCAGCAAGAAGUGCAAACCUUCCUCGUCAUUUUUGCCAUUAUUGCUAUUCCUUGGAUGCUCCUGAUUAAGCCUUUCAUCCUUCGAGCCAAUCACCAGAAAGCUCAGAGAAGGCUGGUUUCAUCUGGAUUGUCAGAAAGUCCAACUGGCGAUAUUGAGGUGGAGAUCAUAGAGUCUAACCACACAAAGAAAGUAGACCUGGAGGACCACAGUGGUGGUGGCAGCCACGGAGGGCAUGAUGACCAUGAGGAAGAGUUCAACUUUGGAGACAUCUUUGUACACCAGGCUAUCCAUACCAUUGAAUACUGCUUGGGUUGCAUUUCCAACACUGCUUCCUACCUUCGGCUCUGGGCACUCAGCUUGGCGCAUGCACAGCUCUCAGAAGUCCUCUGGACUAUGGUGUUGCACUAUGGGCUUCAUGUGGGCAGCUGGGUAGGAAUCAUCACCGCUUUUAUCCUCUUUGCUGUCUUUGCUGUUCUGACAAUAGCCAUCCUGCUGAUUAUGGAGGGUCUCUCUGCUUUCCUGCAUGCCCUGAGACUUCACUGGGUGGAGUUCCAGAAUAAAUUCUACGUUGGAGCAGGUUAUGCAUUUGCACCCUUCUCCUUUAGGACCAUCAUAGAAGGGACAGAAGAAUAAGUGUUUAGCACUUGGAAACCUGAAACUUCCAGGCUUCCCCUUAUUCUUUCCUUCUCUCUCUCUACAAAUCUCCCUGAGAAUUAAGAACUAUCAAAGAUGCAGAAAUUGGUCCAUACACUGCACAUGGUUACAAGCAGAAUAUAGGUUUUUUUGUAAGAAAAUACUGAAACAACCACAGCCAACCAGUUUCACAGCUUGGAAAAAAUUCUCUCUUUUUGGAUGGCAUCUUCCAGAGUGUCCUAGCUAGCAUGGCCAGUGACCAUAUUAGCGAGGGGAUUAUGGGAGCUGGAAUCCAGAAAGAUAACUUUCCCAAGCUAUGCCAGGUCUAAUGUGGUACAGGGAUAUUAUUCUAGAUAUCUUCCCUCUGACAUCCAGUGUGUGUAUUUUGAAAGUGUAUCCAUGGGCCCGUUCUAAAUACAGAGAAAGCACACAUUUUGUUGUUCAGAAGAAAGAAAAGAAAAGAAAAAGCUAUGUGGUCAUUCCACAAUACACAUGCAAGAACAGGUGGUACCUUUAUUAGGACACUAAAAUAUCAGAGUCCCAAAAAUUCAGGUCUAAUGCAAUCAUCUGUCAUUAAUUUUGGGGACUAUCAUAUAUAUUAUAGUCCCAGAAAUGGAUCACACUAGCAUAUAUAUAUAUAUAAAACACUGAACAGCUGUUAUAUAUAUAUGUCUUCCUCAGGCUAUGUACCAAGACCAUACUAGCUCUAUAUAUGAAUAGUUGAGAGAGAGAGAGAGAGAG
This is a messenger RNA of Pogona vitticeps (central bearded dragon), 3359 nucleotides long. It is a transcript of the gene ATP6V0A4, whose product is annotated as ATPase H+ transporting V0 subunit a4. Lineage: Eukaryota; Metazoa; Chordata; Lepidosauria; Squamata; Agamidae. The record is from RefSeq and is a predicted model, not a curated record. Gene Ontology annotation, biological process: vacuolar acidification; proton transmembrane transport. Gene Ontology annotation, cellular component: vacuolar proton-transporting V-type ATPase complex; plasma membrane; vacuolar proton-transporting V-type ATPase, V0 domain. Gene Ontology annotation, molecular function: ATPase binding; proton-transporting ATPase activity, rotational mechanism.